Messenger RNA from Salvia miltiorrhiza (redroot sage), 2537 nucleotides. RefSeq lists its product as uncharacterized. Lineage: Eukaryota; Viridiplantae; Streptophyta; Magnoliopsida; Lamiales; Lamiaceae. The coding region runs from base 115 to 2397 and encodes 760 amino acids. Gene Ontology annotation, biological process: proteolysis. Gene Ontology annotation, molecular function: cysteine-type peptidase activity. The record is from RefSeq and is a predicted model, not a curated record. The transcript has 9 exons.
AAACAAGGUGUAUUCAGGGUUUAUAAAAGAAGAACCCCGAAACUUCCAACUCUCAAUACACGAACAACACCGGCCGCUUUCCAUGAUGCACUUCUUAAACUGAAUGAUGCACAAAUGUCCGCUGUAAGAGAUAUUGGAUUUGGGAGUAUUUUGGACUUGAAAGUCAAAGAUUUGCCAGGGGGGUUGGGAUACUGGAUUCUGAAAAAGUUCAAUCCUCAGACUUUUGAAAUUGAAGUUGAUGCAAUGAGGAGAUUUAAGGUCACGAAAAGUGAUGUUUAUCGAGUGUUUGGAUUCCCUAGGGGUAAGCAAUUCAUUGAAGUAUUCCAGCGGCAAUCAACUAGUGACAUAUUUGAGCAAUGGUUUUUAUUUUUUGGGGUUGACAACAGAGACAAAAUUAAGAUUGGGGUAGUAUUGAAACAUAUGCUUGCGUGUAAAAGCGGUGGCACUUGGUUUAAGCGACAUUUCAUGAUAGCGAUGGGAUUUUCAUUGUUUGAGAACUGUCCCAAUGGUACUGUGCAUCCUUUCAUAUUAGGGUGUCUUAAAGAUUUGACUGGGCUUAGAAGAUGGAAUUGGGCGGAAUACAUGUUAUCAAGCUUGAAACAACAUACAUGCAGUUGGAUGAAGGGUGAAAGCAGUGUAUAUGCUGGUCCUGCGUUGUUUCUUAUUUUGGUUUAUGUUGACCGGUUAAGCCUUCCUGGGAUCGAAACAAUGAGGGAUUUACCACUUAUAAAGAAUUGGUCAAGUGAUGCUCUGAGGGAGAGGCAAAGGAUGGAAAGGAAGAAAGAAUACAUUGGAAAAGGCAUCAUACAGUCACCAAUACAGGUGCCUAGCGUUUAUGGAGAUGAUAUUGAUGAGAAUGCAAUAACAAAUGAGGAGAAGGCCUGGACCAACAUGCUGAUGAAAGGUGCACAUGAAAUCGCUGAACGGAUGAAUCAGUUGUCCAUUGUUGUGGACAGCGCACCAGUUCAUAUUAAGAAAUCACCGUUCUUCGAAAUGAAAGUGAAAGAGGCUUCCCAACUAACAGGAAUGAAGAUUGACAUUGUUAUACCAAUCACUAAACCCGUUUUACCAGUUAUUGAGAUUGACGACGAUCCUAUAGAGUAUACUGCUGAAUUCUUUGCAUGGGUGGAUGAAACAUCCGCGAAAGCCUGCGCUGAAAAGAAGAAAGUCAAUAUUCGAGAUGCUGACAUUCCUAUCUUUGAUCUAAGGUUGUCGGAUGAUGAUUCGUUGGAUGUUAGUCAGAAUAAAGAUGCUAAUGUGCAGCAGGGCGAUCAGUCCCCUGUCAUGGGGCUAGUGUGUGCCAACCAGAUCUCCAAAGACCAUUGUCAGGAGAUAUCCACAGCUUUUGAACGUGUAGCAUUGAGGAAUGUAGAUGUCAAUACUAUGGGCCAUGGUCCUCAACCACCCAAACCAACAAAGAAGCGUCUGCACUUGGGUUCAUCGAGUUUUCAUUCACCCAAUACUCAGCGUGGCAUAUGCACGAGGUUACAGCUGUGGAGUCAGGAAAAGCAGAUCGGAAUAUUUGCACUACACAAGGAUCCAGGAGAAGAGAAUCAAAUCCUUUUCCAAUAUAAAGACAUUCAUCUGACAAGGCACGAUAUGAUGUCAUUGAGGAGAGGUGUGCCAGUGAGCCCGUCCGUGAUUACUGCAUGGGGAAUAAUAUUAAACAGACAUGAUUAUACCCGUUCCGAAAAGAUACCAGCGUGUUUCUACGCAUCUCCUGAGAUAUAUAUUGAUUGCAUUGCACCCGUCGAUCAAUCUUAUGAAGAGAAAAAACAGUCUUUUUUUCUAUCGAUGACACAUGAGUUGAGGGAAUACCAAAGCAAACCAAUCAGCAUUAUUGACCUGUUUUUCUUCCCCGUAUAUGAAAAUGAUAUGCAUUAUGUCAUGUGCUUUGAUACGCGCAAGCAACGAUUGUUUGUUCUGGAUAGUACAGUGGAUCCCAAUAAUCCUGAUUCUGCGGACAUAUACAAUGAAAGCAGCCAUGUCCUUCGAUCGCUGUUUUCAGAAUAUCUACGGUUAAUUACUGAGGAAGAAAAGGCAGCUGUUGUAUCCAACUCUGUUCUGGAAAUUGUGCGAAUGAAGUGGGCAGAUGCGAGAAAUGAAGUGGACACAGGGGUUUAUCUUAUGAGACAUCUUGAAACAUUCAUGGGAGACAACUCUCUUAACUGGGAUUGCAAUCUUUCUAACACUUCACUGAUGACCCUUAGUGUUACACUUCCGACAAAGCCGCAAAGGUUUUUGUGCAAGAAGCAUUGCCUUCUCUUUGUCAGAUUUCCGUCGACCACCACACCCGCUUCCCUUGGUUCUAACUAUAUCGGGUGGCAGAACGGAUGGGGAAUCUGUUGGCGCAGACCCAUAGAAUUCAAGGAACCUACUCUCCUUCGAGCUUUUUGAGUUAUCAGAGCGUGCAAGCUUAGAAAAUUUUUCCCUGACUUCAACAAGAGCAGAAUACAGUUGCUCGCUGAGCUCUUCAUCUCCCUUGACAAAACCGAUGCUCUCACCAACGAUCUUGAAAAAACGAAAAUCACUGUUUG